ACACUCAAAAAAUCAAAAAAAAAUCUAUUGUCACUUUUGAUACCAUGUAAAUUUUUUACACUCCAUCGAAGUUUUUUUUAUUUACAGCAAUACACUGGCAGCCUAGUAUUAACACGCACACAUCGCGGUUCAACCUCUAAAUUGCGUAUUAUAUUUUUCAAUUUAACGGUAUUAGCUAUUCGUCAAAAUAGAUUGUCUAAAUUCCUUUCUGGUUCCCGAUGAGCUCUUUUUGGCCUUCAGUCGCUUUCUGGGAUACCAAAGGGGUCUGAGCGAAGCAACAACAGAGCAUCAGCAAAAUCCUUGCCACAACGAAUCCUGCAAGACUCAUUGCUCAAGCGACGAGGAAACCUACGAUCCCUGUCCAACUGUCACUCGGUUCCCAAUGAUGCUUAACUCCUGCAAACCGCCGGAUGAACCAUGUAGUCAAUCCACAUUCAAUGGUGGCAGGCAGAAUUGCUCGUUAAUGACACAGAAAGGGUUCCCAAGCCGUUGUAAUGGCGAAGACGAAUAUCAAGAACAAUGCCCCAGCAUUCAGCCUUUCCCGAAUGAACAGAGUUCAUCAAAGCGUACUGCUUCUCGAUCCCAAAGCGCCCCCAGACCGAAUAAAACUGAUAGCUCUGAUUGCCAUCACACUUCGCACAUCAAAACAAUGAGAAGGGGACCUACGAACCCAAAUAGUGCUUGUACAACGUGCGAUUUGAAUGACCCAGGCGAUAACCACUAUUCAACGAACCCUUCAAGGAAUAACACCCCACACGAUUGUUACAAUACCUCUCAAGUUGGCAUGAACUAUGGCGAGUUUCGGAGGCGUAAUGAGGUAUUACAAGAGAUUCAGCGACGGCGACAGCGGCAAGAGCAGUCAUGUCAGCAAAAGACAUCCAAUAAUUCUUGUUUGGAAAGUGACGAUUCGAUUAUAUUUGAACCAGGUCUUAAUAGUACGACAAUAGUUCAAGACGAACGUCGCCAGCAAUCUGUAAGAAGUUGCCCACAGCAGCGAUCCAAAAAUCAAAAUAUGUCUUCUAACCAGAUGUGCGACACAAGCCGCAGGUCAGAAAAUGCUAAAACAAUGUGCGAUUUCGAACGAACUCGGGAAAUGCAACAUACGCAAACAGAGUGCGAAUCACCACAAUCACAUAGAGGCCAAACACUGCACGAAACGACACUCAAUAAAACAAGUUACCUGCCGCCAGAGUGCACAAGUAAUUCAGGAUGUUGCCAACAAUCUGGUCAAAAAAGCUGUUGUGGUAAAGGAUCUUCGGCCUGUAAGGAAAGCACGGAAGAAAACCAAAGCUUUUCCCAACGUGGAAACACGUCUUCCUCAAGAAAUCAGUCUUGUUUGUCAGGAAGGUCCUGCAUAAAUCAAACAUCAUUUGACAAAUCUAAUGGAAAUUCAUCUUUUGGAGGACGUUCUAUGCGAAUGCACAUAAAACCCCGUGAGGACCGCUUAACCGAGCGCAUUCAAAACGAUUUCCUCGAGACUUUGGUAAAGGAUCGUUUUUGCCCCGGCGUCAUUCAAGCGAGUCUCGACGGACGGGAGGAUUUCAACGUGUAUGCCAGGGAGAUAUCCUUUGCAGGAGCCAUUCCGAAUAAGCCGAUUCCCGUGGAUCCCAUUACAAUGAUUGAAGCCAUUAAGUUGCGUAUCGACUACGAGCGUAAGAAGAUUCUAAAAGAAAAAGUCGAGCCGCGCAGCCGAGAAAAGGAUUCUAAGAACCGUUCUAAUGACGGAAAGUCAAGGCGUCCCCGACCAGUAACUAACGAGGAUAUUGAUUCACAUUUUGGUUCGAAGAAUAGAUCCGAAGUGAAUGAGGGCGUGGCAGCUUUUUUGAAAGCCGAGACUGAAUAUCGCAAUAAUUUUUUGGGAGCAGAUACCUUUGAUGCGCACAUCCAUAGCUAUGAAAGUCAUCUAGUUGAUGAAUCCAUCAAAGUCAAUUCCUACACGGCCACUACUACGCCAACUUAUCAAUAAUUUGUCUUCCAAUUAAAAGAAAAUAGUAAGGACGCCUGUUCAUAUUCGAUAGAGAAUUUAUUUGGCACGUGACAUCGGCUUUUCAAUAAAUGAAUGUACGAAAGUGGUAGCCUUGAAUUAAACUGUUGAUAACUCUU
This is a messenger RNA of Drosophila ficusphila, 2103 nucleotides long. RefSeq lists its product as uncharacterized. The record is from RefSeq and is a predicted model, not a curated record. Lineage: Eukaryota; Metazoa; Arthropoda; Insecta; Diptera; Drosophilidae. The transcript is spliced from 13 exons. Bases 383 to 1966 code for a protein of 527 amino acids.